Messenger RNA from Nothoprocta perdicaria, 2477 nucleotides. Its product is annotated as putative N-acetylated-alpha-linked acidic dipeptidase. The record is from RefSeq and is a predicted model, not a curated record. Lineage: Eukaryota; Metazoa; Chordata; Aves; Tinamiformes; Tinamidae. Gene Ontology annotation, molecular function: carboxypeptidase activity. The transcript has 19 exons. The coding region runs from base 1 to 2256 and encodes 751 amino acids.
AUGUGGACCUCGCUGCGCAGCAUGACGGAGCCCGCCGGCCCCCGCGCAGCCAGCGGCCGCUUCUGGGCUCUGAUGGGGGCAGCCGCCGUCGGACUCUUCCUCUUUGGCUUCCUCGUGGGCUGGUUUGCAAAACCUGCAGAAGAGAAGACAUCUCUGAGGCCUCAUGAAAAGAUGAAGAGAGCAUUUAUGGCCGAAAUGAAAGCAGAAAACAUCAAGAAGUUUCUUUACAAUUUUACGCGCCUUCCACACCUGGCAGGAACAGAGGAGAAUUUGCACCUGGCAAAGCAAAUCCAAGCUGAGUGGAAGGAGUUUGGAUUGGAUUCUGUUCACCUGGCUCACUAUGAUGUCUUGCUUUCUUACCCGAAUGAAACUAAGCCCAAUUACAUCUCAAUAAUUGAUGAGUUUGGAAAUGAGAUUUUCAACACAUCAUUAUUUGAGCCUCCUCCUCCAGGAUAUGAGGACGUUAGAGAUGUGGUGCCACCUUACAGUGCAUUUUCAAUCCAAGGAAUGCCUGAGGGUGAAUUAGUGUAUGUGAAUUAUGGCCGCACGGAGGACUUCUUUAAGCUAGAACGUGAAAUGGGCAUCAACUGUACAGGAAAGAUUGUCAUCGCUAGAUAUGGCAAGAUCUUCAGAGGAAAUAAGGUAAAGAAUGCUGAGUUGGCAGGUGCCAAGGGAGUCAUUCUGUACUCUGACCCUGCUGACUACUGCGCCCCAGGAGUAAAUCCCUAUCCAGCAGGCUGGAACCUGCCAGGUGGAGGAGCUCAGCGUGGAAAUGUAUUAAACCUGAAUGGGGCAGGGGAUCCUCUGACACCAGGUUAUCCUGCGAAGGAAUAUACCUACCGAUUGGACAAAGCCAGUGGUGUAGGUCUCCCCAAAAUUCCAGUUCAUCCCAUUGGUUAUCAUGAUGCUGAGUCACUGCUGCGUAACAUGGGAGGUCCUGCACCACCGGACAGUAGCUGGAAAGGAAGUUURAAUGUAUCUUACAACAUUGGUCCUGGUUUUACAACAACUUAUUCUACAAGAAAGGUGAAAUUACACAUUCAUAGUAACAACAAAGUAACAAGGAUUUACAAUGUGAUCGGAACUAUCAGAGGUGCCGUGGAACCAGACAGAUAUGUCAUCCUGGGAGGCCACCGUGAUGCUUGGGUAUUUGGUGGAAUUGAUCCUCAGAGUGGGGCAGCUGUGGUUCAUGAGAUUGUGAGAAGCUUUGGAAAACUAAAAAAGGAAGGAUGGAGGCCAAGGAGAACAGUGAUAUUUGCAAGCUGGGAUGCAGAGGAAUUUGGCUUGUUAGGAUCAACAGAGUGGGCCGAGGACAAUGCCAAAGUAUUACAGGCACGAGGAGUGGCUUACAUCAAUGCAGAUUCCUCCAUUGAAGGAAACUACACACUAAGAGUAGAUUGCACACCGCUGAUGUACAGGCUGGUGUACAGUCUGACCAAAGAGAUACCAAGUCCUGAUGAGGGCUUUGAAGGUAAAUCUCUGUAUGAGAGCUGGUAUAAAAAAAAUCCAUCGAGGGAAUAUAAAGAGGUGCCCAGAAUAAAUAAACUGGGUUCUGGCAAUGACUUUGAGGUCUUUUUUCAACGGCUUGGCAUCGCUUCUGGCAGAGCCCGUUACAGUAAAAACUGGGAUGUAGAAAAAUAUAGCAGCUAUCCAGUUUACCACAGUGUCUAUGAAACCUAUGAAAUUGUGGAGGGGUUUUAUGAUCCCACUUUCAAGAAUCAUCUGACAGUGGCUCAGGUACGGGGAGGGUUGGUGUUUGAGUUGGCCAACUCUGUUGUGCUUCCCUUCGACUGCAGAGAUUAUGCAGCAGCUGUGAGCAAUUAUGCUUAUGUCAUCUACAAUUUGUCAAAGAACCAUGAAGAGGAACUAUCAAAAUACAGUGUAUCUUUUGAUGCUCUGUUUUCAGCUGUGAAGAAUUUUACAGAAGUCUCUGCUCACUUUCAUGAGAACAUGCAGCAAAUAGAUAUCAAUAACCUACUUGCUGUCAGAUCUUUAAAUGAUCGACUCAUGUUUCUAGAAAGGGCUUUCAUUGAUCCUCUUGGACUACCUGACAGGCCAUUCUACAGACAUGUCAUCUUUGCUCCAAGCAGCCACAACAAGUAUGCAGGAGAGUCAUUCCCUGGAAUCUAUGAUGCCUUGUUUGACAUUAAAAGCAAAGCUGAUCAACAUAAAGCCUGGGAAGAAGUAAAGAGGCAGAUUUCUAUUGCAGCCUUCACAGUGCAGGCAGCAGCAGACACACUGAAAGAAGUAGCAUAAGUUUCAGCAGUAUCAGCAUCAGCAAAAGACUAAGUAGACAGUUUGCAGAAGCCUCAAAACCAGACCGUAAUAAACAAUAGGAGGAUUAUUGCAAGAACAUAAAACUCACACAGUUGCAUUCUUUGCAAAUAGUAUACCCAAUUGGAGUGCAUUUAACAAGGUGUUAACAAGGYAAUAUCUUCCAUUAGAUAUCCUCAAAUUUUACAUGACUUCUGAAGUGA